Messenger RNA from Penicillium brevicompactum, 1482 nucleotides. RefSeq names its product F-box protein. The transcript has a single exon. Gene Ontology annotation, molecular function: protein binding. NCBI's taxonomy places the organism in Eukaryota, Fungi, Ascomycota, Eurotiomycetes, Eurotiales, Aspergillaceae. The coding region runs from base 1 to 1482 and encodes 493 amino acids. The record is from RefSeq and is a predicted model, not a curated record.
AUGUCAAAACCCCAAAGCCAUGAUUUUGCAUAUCUACCCAGUGAUAUCUUCUGGAUGAUACUGGGGUAUUUGGGAACUACCGAUAUUGUCCGAUCUCGUCGCGUUUCCCGCGCUUGGAAUGCGGCCCUUAGCAACCCAGCCAUGCUGGCCCCGAUCUUGAAACGAGAGUUUCCAUGGACGACAGAAGCCAAACAAUUGAGCAAAAGCUCUGACUCUCAAUGUCAUGCUUCAGCUCUGGAGAUGUUUGAUCAGGUUGCUUCGCGAUACUUUCACCUUGAGCAAGCAAAGCCCCGCUCUAUCCAGAAAUACCAACUCUGCGAUGCCUUUGGCAGUACCAAGGAGCAUGAAUGGUAUCAGGUAAAACCAUGGGAUACGCAUUCAAGCCAUAACAUGGGAGUCAUUGGCAAGAUAUGCUCCGAAGCUUUAUGGACCGUCGAAGACCGUUUGGUAGUCUAUCCGAGCGCUCAGCAUCGAUGCCUUGUGCUGAUGGAUUUGGAAACGGACCGGCAGUUUAUGGUACCGUUCAUCAUCUCUGGCAAGGCUGUUCGCCGCGUUCGUCUGGCAAAACGUUUACUUGUAGUUGAGUGGGCGGAGUCGAAGGCUUUCCACUGGCUGAAUGAAAGUGAUGGUGUCCACCGGCAUUUUGCGUCGUCGUUCGAUAUCUCCCAAGGUGCGAAUGAUGGCUGGAAUAUCAUUCCCCGAAACGAGUGGAAAAUAAUGUUUUUGGGUCACCCGCUGAGCGAGCGUGAUCGCUUCUUCUCUUCCCACAACAACACACACUACGUGAUCUAUACCUGGCAACCUAACCGGAGCCUCUACACAGCAGACGAUGAUGCGCCCAUUGAAUCCAUGUUCGUCUGGGAUAUCUCCAGCCAGUCAUCUUAUCGGCCAUCAUCGGAUCCAUCGGGACGAUUGAGAGAUGAUGCACCAGACGGCUCACCUCACAUCGUUUCACGAUUCAGCUUCCGCGACUUGGAAUUCUUCGGCAUCCGCCAACGAGGCUGUCCCAGUAUGCAGAGAUUGAGAGUCACGGAUGAUUCACAAGAAAUUGAGAUUACAGAAAGCAGAGUCCCCUCUUCGGGAUAUUCUGAGACCAUGUUGCUCCCUGAGUUGAUCUCGACAAGCAUCCCUGUAAACGGACAUGGGCCUCAUUGGCGCCGGAAAUUCCCUGGUGUGCUGCCUCCUUACCGGGGAAACUGCGGUCUAAAUGCGGAACCAAUAAAAUGCGAUGGCAUGACGAUUGAUCAAUGGUUUCCAAUCACUUAUCAUAUCACCGACAACGGUGCAGUCGACUUCCGUCUUACCUUCGAUUUCACUGGGUAUCAUGGCACCGACAAUUUGACUAUCAAGACUCCUCGCUCCACUUUUACGGAUGGCAAAAGCAUGGAUUUCAUUAACAGGGGGAAGGUUGCCGGCUGUGAGAGAUAUAUUGUAGGGGAGAAUCGCAAUCGACAACUGGUCAUCUACCACUUUGAUAGAUGA